UUCCUAUCACCUCCCAGAUGUCACUUUGGCAGCCGAUUCAGAGAAGUUAAACCCAGGAACCUGCCUCAAAGAAGUCUGUGAUAAACAUGCAGUCGCCAGUACUGUCAGUUCAUGUGGAGCCAAGGAGGUUUGCCAGGACAACGUCAAAUGCGGGAUUCAGCACAACGACACCAUUGACAGUUCGAUCAACUGCAACCGCUCAACUGAACACUGUAAUCUCAUGAGGCAGGCACCUUUCACUGCUUGUCACGACCGCAUUGACCCAGAGCCGUACAUAACCGCCUGCACAAACACUUUGUGCAAUUACCCGGCGGUGGACGGUCUCAACUGCCAGUUGUUGGAGGCUUAUGCCAAGGCCUGCAGUCUGAAGGACGUCACACUGAAGAACUGGAGGUCAACGGUUGGCUGCUUUGCUGCCAGCCAGGUUGACCUCAAUCUGUCUGACCCACAAAACAUUGUUACUGGACAUGUGAACAUCAGCACGUGUCCCAUCACCUUCUAUGGACGCACAUACUCAAUGCUGGAUCUGUUGAUCCAAGAUUCAGUUCUUUCAGUUUGUUUCAAAAAUGACGCAGCUGAAAACGCAACAGCCUGUCUUUCCGUGGGUGAUAACGGCAAUGCAACCAAAGUUGGUUGGGGGAUAAAAACUACCUCUACGGACAGGUCAGAUAUUAUUAAAGGUUCCGAGCUGCCACAGUUGGUGUCCUCUUCACAAUGCCAUAUUGCACUGAAGACCAACGGACCAGAUGGAGACUAUGCGGAGUUAAAGCUGUUCAACUUUGGGGCACAAACAGCUGCUGGUGCCGUUUUGAUGAUUUCCGAUCAUUUUAGCAUGAGUGCAAUGGUCGAUGACUCAACUGUGGAUUCAUGGGCAAUUUCUAAAGCUGUAUUGAAUGGAAGCGAAUUUUUCAUGGACUUGAGCGGAUGCAGACUGUCAGGUAGGCAAAUCCGGUGGUUCCCAAAGAAGGGACUGGGGCUCUUCAGGGAUCCUCUAAACCAGGGCUGUCCAAAGUGGGGCCCGCGGGCCAAAUUGGUGAAGUUUAAUAUUAAACUCAUUUCCUAUCACCUCCCAGAUGUCACUUUGGCAGCCGAUUCAGAGAAGUUAAACCCAGGAACCUGCCUCAAAGAAGUCUGUGAUAAACAUGCAGUCGCCAGUACUGUCAGUUCAUGUGGAGCCAAGGAGGUUUGCCAGGACAACGUCAAGUGCGUUGCAAAAACCCCUCUCGUGUGCACUGUGACCGGCUCCACUGUCAUCGAUUUCUUCGGCAGAGUCCACUCUAUCCCGGAUCGGUGUGAUUACCUCCUGAUGGGAAACGGGGGUUUGGAAAUCGCAGCGGGUUUCUCGGAGCGAAGGCGUAAAGAUGUGCCAUUUUUGAAAAAAUGUCUAAUAAAGUCGGGGAAUACAGAACUGUUUCUGGUACCAGAUGGAAGACUUUUGGAUGGGCAUACUGGCAAAUACAUAGAGCUCAACGCCACGACUCAGUGGAUUCAGGGUGUGGAGCUCUCCAAGGACCACACUGGAAUUACUGCCAAGUUGCCUAACUCCAACAUGACACUCUUUUUUGAUGGCACCACCGCACAUGUGUCAGGAUUUGCUGAAGAUGUAAACGGCUUGUGUGGCAACCCCACAAAUUCCAGCCUAACCACCACUCCGAGUGCAGAGAAGACCACUUUCCCUGAAUGCGAGAUUCAGCACAACGACACCAUUGACAGUUCGAUCAACUGCAACCGCUCAACUGAACACUGUAAUCUCAUGAGGCAGGCACCUUUCACUGCUUGUCACGACCGCAUUGACCCAGAGCCGUACAUAACCGCCUGCACAAACACUUUGUGCAAUUACCCGGCGGUGGACGGUCUCAACUGCCAGUUGUUGGAGGCUUAUGCCAAGGCCUGCAGUCUGAAGGACGUCACACUGAAGAACUGGAGGUCAACGGUUGGCUGCUCUGGUGGACUCCUGCCGGGCUCCUGUCACGGCCUGGACUGCAGCCGACAUGAGUUCUGUGGAGAGCACAACGGUGGAUCCGCCUGCUUGUGUCGGGCCAUGUUUGCCUCCAAGUACAAACCAAAACACGCUUUAGGCGAACCGGCAGUCUGCAUGCAGAACUCUGCCACUGUGACUCUGGCUGGAUGUCUGCUGCUGGACAAAGGCAUCGACUACUCCGUCCUGCACCUCAAGGACCCGAGCUGCGCAGGUGACAUGGACAACGAGACCCACAUGAUAAGUUUCAGCUUUAACAGCAGCAACAACUGUGGGACGGAGGUUAUGACGAACAACAGCCAAAUCCUCUGCAAGAACACCAUCAUGGUGAGGAACAGCACCUUGAACGGCGUCAUCACCCGCCACGACCAAGUAGAGAUCGACUUCUCCUGCCUCUACCAGAUGCCAGACAUCAGGAGUGUGUCCUUCAGGAUCAAUGACAGCUCUGUGGUGCAGAAGAUUCAAUCUGGAGUUUGGAAUUACACUCUGAUAAUGAGCGCCUACAACGACCCCAGCCUCACGCAGCUUAUCAAGCCGAACACUGACAUCCAACUGAACCAGACGGUCUGGCUGGAGCUGAAGGCGGAGGAGCUGGACGACGACAUGGUCGCCAUAGUGACCGACUCCUGCUGGGCAACCAGCCAGGUGUCACCUAAUAGUAGUCUGCGAUACGACCUCGUCAUUAACAAAUGCCCGAACCCCGCUGACAAGACGGUGCGCAUGGAGGGAAACGGAGAGGGAACGUCCAACUCUUUCUCUUUCAACAUGUUUGAGUUCUCUGGGCAAAGCCCUGAAUACUACCUGUACUGCCAAGUGGAGCUGUGCUCAACACAAGGCCAAACCUGUGCUCCGAGCUGCGGAAAAAGCAGACGCAGAUCUUCCAAGUCUAAACUUGGAGAAUCUGCCCUCAUCACUAUGGCCUGGAGUAACUAAAGACAGCCCCUCUUUUUGAUCGAUUACAUGGUGAUUCCGAAGCUUCGUCCCGACAAGGAGCCUGAAAUCUCGCUGCUUUUGAAAGAGUGUUUUGAAGUUAUCGUUGCUGUGAAACAACGCUGGCAGAUUUAUAAUCUUCAUAUGAACCACCUGAGAUGAUGGCAUAUAUUAGCUCUGCAGAAUCUGUGGGGUGCUGAUUCAAUCCACUGAUUCAUGCAAAUUGUUAUGAAGUGUGCAAUGAAGAACAAAAUAAUCAGGUUUAGAGGGUUUUAUUUACGGUUUGCACUACUUCCUGGUAUAAUGUGGGUUAUUUUAAAAUGAUAUACUACUGUUCUAAACUUAGUAAUCAGCUGUUAUAUUGAUUUUAGGCGUUUGUAGGGCUGGACCGCAGAGGACCAGCCCUACAAACGCAAAAGUCUGUCACUGAGUUUGUGACUGAGUGAUGAGGUCACACUACUGGUCGGCCGACUGUUGGAGUUUCCUCAUUGGCCGUUGCUCUUUCAAAAUGAAAAGGCGGAGAACAGUUCUGUGUUUACGUUUUCAUGGGAGCGUGUCAGCGGUUCAAU
This is a messenger RNA of Sebastes umbrosus (honeycomb rockfish), 3477 nucleotides long. RefSeq lists its product as uncharacterized. The transcript has 20 exons. Bases 221 to 2911 code for a protein of 896 amino acids. NCBI's taxonomy places the organism in Eukaryota, Metazoa, Chordata, Actinopteri, Perciformes, Sebastidae. The record is from RefSeq and is a predicted model, not a curated record.